Molecule: messenger RNA, 1110 nt
Organism: Saccostrea cuccullata (small rock oyster)
Lineage: Eukaryota; Metazoa; Mollusca; Bivalvia; Ostreida; Ostreidae
Exons: 1
Source: RefSeq, a predicted model, not a curated record
GGAGUGUCAGAUAUAAAAUAUGAUAAAUAUAGCAGAAGAUUGAUUGAACUUGAGAGGACACAUAUUGGUGUUGAUUUGAUGAUGGCAUUGGAACAUCCCAAUCCUACAGCUGUUAGUGAUCUGCCGGGAUUUCCUUCUGAAUUUCAGGAUCUACUCUUAAAGCAUGGCUGCCAUAUCAUUACCAAAUCUUGUCACGUCAAUCACUCCCCACACCCAUCCUGCUGGUUUAUCUCCUUCGCACGAAUGGAGCUUGAGCUGAUGAAAAACAUGGAUGAACACCAUAAGUAUUGUUACAAAAUAUUAAAAGCACUUCUCAUUGAAGAAAUUAACUUGUCCGGAAAGUGUAUGAAUUUAUCUUCAUAUGUUUUGAAAACAGCUUUUCUAUUUCAUUUUUAUGGAGAAAAUAAAUGCACUCAUUCUCGCCUGGACAUUACCUGUAUAAACAGUGUUUUAGACUAUAUGUCAUCGUGUUUUCACAAAAUUCGAAUGCCAUGUUUCUUUGCAAGAGACAUGAACGUCUGGGGCCACGUCUUGGAAUUCCCAUGCUUUGGGUGGGGAUGGCCAGGACUUUCUUUAAUUGGCGGUCGAUAUCAAAAGUUUGCCCUGUUGUGGAUAAAGUUCUGGUACAGAAUCGUUCAGUUUGUCAAAUCAACUCUUUCGGAAGAAAAGAUACCUAAAAUGGAUGAUUGGAUCUCUGCUACUGACAAAUUUGAUUACAUGAAGAGAACAAUAUAUUAUCUAAUUAAUAGGUACCUCAGUAAUGAGGAAGCCGUAAAGGGCGCACUCACAAUUCAGGAACUGGCGGAAGUUAAUCUGGAUUCUUGCUCUGAUGAAGAUUUUGCUACAUAUAUCAAGGAAUUGCAGAACAAUUACAAUAUCAAACUUGAUUUCUUAUUGACUGAUAAUAGACAUUGAAUACAAACAAAUGCUCACAAAAGAUGGAAUCAUGACGACACGUGGAAAAUUAAUUUAAAGAAAAACUCCCACUUGUGUAUGUUAAAAGGUGUGGAGUGUCAGAUAUAAAAUAUGAUAAAUAUAGCAGAACAUUGACUGAACUUGAGAGGACACAUAUUGGUGUUGAUUUGAUGAUGGCAUAGGAACACCCCGACC